Molecule: messenger RNA, 746 nt
Organism: Ceratosolen solmsi marchali
Lineage: Eukaryota; Metazoa; Arthropoda; Insecta; Hymenoptera; Agaonidae
Gene: mRpS6
Product: mitochondrial ribosomal protein S6
Exons: 4
Coding region: 155-601 (148 amino acids)
Biological process (GO): translation
Cellular component (GO): ribosome; mitochondrial small ribosomal subunit
Molecular function (GO): small ribosomal subunit rRNA binding; structural constituent of ribosome
Source: RefSeq, a predicted model, not a curated record
UAUAAGACACACGAUGGAAGUUAUGGUUACUUAACCAGUACUCGGUAUUGUCUAUAUUUUUGUUUCUAUAAAUUAUUUGACAAUAAAGGAAGUAAAUCAUAUAUCUUUCUCGUUAUAAAUCUUAAUGCUCGACAAGCACAUCUGAAAAUUAACAAUGCCAGUCUACGAGAUGCCAAUUAUAAUUAAAUUAUUAUCAAAGAAAGAUUUAUUUACAAUAUUAAAAAGAACUGCAAAUUCAAUUUUUGAUAAAGGUGGCCUUAUACGAAAAAUUGAUAAUUUAGGAAAAUUGGCCUUACCAUACAAAAUGAAGGAACUUAAGAAAGAAGCCAACUUCUUCAUUUUUCAUUUUGAUAUGCCACCAGCGAUAAUAUUGACAUUAAAUAAGGAUUUAAAGAGAGAUGUUGAUAUUUUGAAGUGGCAAGUAUAUAAUACAAAUGAAAAAGAAAAGAUUGAAUGCACAUUGGACAAUGAAUUACUGCCCCCGCCUUACAGGCGUGAUGUUCAAGAACUGAUAGAAUUGGGAAAUAAACAUAGAAGGAAAAGUGACAGAUUCAAGUUUAAGUUUAACACAGGUUUGAACUAUUAUCCAUUUCAACGAUGAGUAUUUAUAUAGUAAAGAUUAUAUUUUGUAUUUUGUGUAUAUUGGUCUUGUAUAAUAGAAAUAUAGUCUAUAAAAGUGAGCGUGCGUGUGAAAUUUUGUAUCUAUGUUAAAAGAAUUGAUUUAAUAAAGGAAAUUUAAAUAACAA